Molecule: messenger RNA, 1244 nt
Organism: Drosophila subpulchrella
Lineage: Eukaryota; Metazoa; Arthropoda; Insecta; Diptera; Drosophilidae
Gene: Tbp
Product: TATA-box-binding protein
Exons: 2
Coding region: 148-1107 (319 amino acids)
Biological process (GO): DNA-templated transcription initiation
Molecular function (GO): DNA binding; RNA polymerase II general transcription initiation factor activity
Source: RefSeq, a predicted model, not a curated record
AAGGAGCCACAGGUACAACGACGAACGCGGCUGCAAUUAUAUUAUUAUUAUUUCUCCCGCUCCGUGGGCAUGCAAAUUUAUCCGGAAAUUUCCUAGAACUGACUCACCCAGAAUCCCGACGAGACCGCACAACAAGCCAUCUGCAAGAUGGACCAAAUGCUCAGCCCCAACUUCUCGAUUCCGAGCAUCGGAACGCCGCUCCACCAGAUGGAAGCGGACCAGCAGAUUGUGGCCAAUCCGGUGUACCAUCCUCCGGCUGUUCCGCAGCCGGAGCCCACCAUCCCACUGGCCCACAAGCAGAUGCAGAGCUACCAGCCAUCGACAUCCUAUCAGCAGCAGCAACAGCAACAGCUCCAGAGCCAGCCCGGCGAAGGAGGAAGCACUCCGCAGUCCAUGAUGCAGCCCCAGACGCCGCAGAGCAUGAUGGCCCACAUGAUGCCCAUGAGCGAGCGCAGUGUGGGCGGCUCGGGAGCCGGAGGUGGCGGAGAUGGCCUCAGCAACAUCCACCAGACAAUGGGCCCAUCCACGCCGAUGACCCCAGCCACUCCGGGAUCCGCUGAUCCCGGCAUUGUGCCGCAAUUGCAGAACAUUGUGUCCACGGUGAAUCUGUGCUGCAAACUGGACCUCAAGAAGAUUGCGCUGCACGCGAGGAAUGCCGAGUACAAUCCUAAGCGCUUCGCUGCCGUGAUUAUGCGCAUCCGAGAGCCCCGAACCACUGCCUUGAUCUUCAGCUCCGGCAAGAUGGUGUGCACAGGCGCCAAGAGCGAGGACGACUCCCGACUGGCGGCCAGGAAGUAUGCGCGCAUCAUUCAGAAGCUUGGGUUUCCUGCCAAAUUCCUUGACUUUAAGAUCCAGAACAUGGUCGGCUCCUGCGAUGUCAAGUUCCCCAUCCGCUUGGAAGGCCUGGUGCUCACCCAUUGCAACUUCAGCAGCUACGAACCGGAGCUGUUCCCCGGCCUCAUCUACCGUAUGGUGCGACCCCGCAUCGUGCUCCUCAUCUUCGUGUCCGGCAAAGUGGUGCUCACCGGCGCCAAGGUGCGGCAGGAGAUCUACGACGCCUUUGACAAGAUAUUCCCCAUAUUGAAAAAGUUCAAGAAGCAGUCAUAAAUAGGAUAGCGCUUUAUUAGUUCUGUACGUGUUCGUUUUAAGGUCGGCGGUAGUUCCGAAAGUCUAGAGUCGUGAGUGGGAGCAGCCUGGCGAGCAGCUCCGAUCGAAAGAAUAAACCACAAAAUAAGUUAGCUGUA